CGGUGAUGCCGAGGCAGCAGCAGCAGCAGGAUUAUCAUCGGGCGAUGAUGAUGCAGGCUGCGCAGGGCGCGAGGAGUAACGGCGGAGGCGGCGGCGGUGGAGGGUUUGUGAACCCGCAGUUGACGGGUGGGUCGUACGGCGCGUCGCCGCCUGGGAGCGCGCAUAGCCGGACGUCGUUCAGUGGUGGCAACAACGGUGCGGGGCAGUCGCCGGGAUCGGUGGGCGCGGGGCAGGGGUGGCAGGGCCCGUCGAGUGCGGGUGUGGGAGGGUUCGGGUUCGGCAUUGGCGGGUCGCCGACGGUGGUUGGGUUCGAUGGUGGGGUGGGGGCGACGUCGACGCCGAACUUGGGUGGUCAGCAACCCCAGCAACAGCAGGGGUCGCCAGUCGACGCGGCAGGGAUGGAUUUCAACGAUAUCUUCAACUGGUCGUGACCCCUCCACCCGCUCCCCCUCUGUUUCCUCGUUUCCGCCCUCGAUCUGCUCUCAGCUCUUUCCCUCGCUUUCCGUUGCUUGCUCUGCGAUCCUCUCCGCCUGUCCUCGUCUCUACCUUGCUCCGCCUCGCUCUCCGCGUGGGUGUGGCCUAAAAAUGCGCCAUCUCACGUCGCCGUCGCCGCCGUCGUCGUGGGUCUCUAACGCCGUCGGUUUCUUCCUAGUUCUUUUUCCUUUCCUCGGUGUGGCAUGUCAUCUGUCUGUCUGUGUCUGGCUAUAUGCGGUCGCCUCGCACACAUAUAUAUACAUACGUAUACGCUCUCCGCUUUGUUUCUCCUUUCUCUCUCUUUCUCGCUGAUUGUGUUCCCUUCUAAAUACGGCACGCGUCGGUAGUGGCUGC
Heterobasidion irregulare TC 32-1 is the source of this 828-nucleotide messenger RNA. RefSeq lists its product as uncharacterized. The record is from RefSeq and is a predicted model, not a curated record. Bases 313 to 786 code for a protein of 157 amino acids. Lineage: Eukaryota; Fungi; Basidiomycota; Agaricomycetes; Russulales; Bondarzewiaceae. The transcript has a single exon.